Molecule: messenger RNA, 2844 nt
Organism: Rotaria socialis
Lineage: Eukaryota; Metazoa; Rotifera; Eurotatoria; Philodinida; Philodinidae
Source: the annotation of a GenBank genome assembly
AUGUCCGAUCGAAAAUCUAAUGGACCAUCGUCAUCUGUUCAGCGAUCAAUAUCAUUGGAUGAAGGCGAACAAAUACAUGGAAGAAAACGAGAAAGUGAUGAUCAAGAAUCUACUAGAUUUUCACCUCAUACAAGUCAUACAGCGGUAGUAAUUCGACCAGAGGAAACUUCUCCAUCGUCAGUAAUUCGUCAAUCAAAUUCUUCCAUGUCUGACUUCAAUCGAUCACGUUCAAAAGCAACAUCAACUGCUAGUACGACACCGGAAUGUGAAGUGUCAUCAACACAAACAACUGGUUUUAAUAUUCUUCAAUCAAUCAAAGAUUUAACGCAUCAAGAAUUAAAUCGUGCUAAUCCAUUAGGCCUUCUUGGUAAAGAAGUUAUAUCAGCAACCGGGACGACACAUUGCCCAGAGCCUAUUCCACCUCGCGAAUCCGAUGACAUACCGAUAACGCAUAUACGAACAACAUCAUCAUCAUCAUCAUCGAUGUCGCCAAUCGAUGAUAAUGAACCGCAACAAUUACAUUUUCCAUUAAACGAAGAAGAAAUAGUUCAAAUGCAACGACGCCGUUCAAUGUUAUUAAAUACGACUGAUGUUACACUUCCACCAUGUCCAGCGGAGUUUAUGCCAAUGAACGACGAUGAAGAAGUACAGCAAGCGCAUCUUUUUUCUCAGCCAUCACCCGGUACUAUGGUCGCCGAUUUCAUACCUGAUACAAUGACAAUCAACGUUUUUGAAGUAUUUAUUUAUGCUUGGGGUGUAUUUGCAUUUUUCUUUGAUAUGGUAACUGAUCUUGUUUUGGCACAUGCAUAUUAUUUAGAAGGUGCCUAUUGGCUAUUUAUAUUAACAUUAAUGUGUGUUAUAUUACCCAAUCUGACCUUGUCGGUAUUUUCGCUGGUAUGGUAUAUGGAUAGUAGUCAAUUGAAAGCAGCUGCUAAUGAUCAAACUAAAACUCACUAUGAAAUAUCUCAUCAAACAACAUUUUCUCAAACGGAAGAUUUAAUAGAAAAUGAUACGACAGAAGAUCAAGUCGAUGCUCAUAUAUCACGUAUAAGACAUCCACCACAAAAGCCUGAAGAAGAAGUCAAAAGAAAAACUUUUCGUUUAUCAUCAACGACUGCUAAUAUAUUUACAUGGAUCAUACGAAUUGUUAUUCUUGUACUUCAACUUGAUUUAUGUCUAAAAUAUAUUCGUGGUUUAUACUAUACAUGGAAAGGUUUUCAAAAGCGUCAUAAUCCGAAAUGGAAACGAUUUUAUCUAACGAAACAAAUUUUAAUCGAUGCUGAUAUUGCCCUACUGCGUGUAUUUGAUUGUUUUAUGGAUUCAGGUUCUCAAGUUAUCCUACAAUUGUAUAUUAUGUUACGACUUGGUUCGACAUCCAUGAAAUUUGAUACUCUAUUUGCAAAACAAUGUUUAUCAAUUAUUUCAUCGCUUGGUUCAUUAGCUUAUGCGUUAAGCGGUUAUUCAAGAUGUUGGAGACAUAUGCAAUUGACACAUUCACCACAUGGUUGGCCCAAAGGAAAAUCUCCUCCGCAGCUUGUGUCUUGGUGGAGUACAAUUAUUCAAUGGUUUUGGUAUCUAUUUUUAAUAACACCAAGAGUCUUAGCACUGGCAAUGUUUGCAGCAACUUUUCGUUCCUGGUUUUGGAUUAUUCUUGUUGGACAUUGGUUUGGAAUGCUUUUUUGGAUACUUCGUUUUCGUACAAUUUUUUGUAUCAGUGAUCAAACAAAAUAUAAUCCACGAGAAGCAAUUUUUGAAAAAUGCUACAAUCUUGUUUGUUCAUACAUAUUUAUAUUUUGUUAUAUGAAUCUACGCAAAGGCGAUACACGUUUACAUUACAUUGGUUUCUACACAAUUUAUUAUAUUGAAAAUGUUUCAUUUUCAAUUAUUUAUGCAAUUCAUUCGGCUGAAACGAAUUCUGUAUUGAAAUAUUCUCUUGUUACAUUUGUUUGUGUUGGCUUUUGGUUUGCUGUUUUCUUUCAAUUUAUUUAUUAUCGUUUUCUACAUCCAAGUGAUCAUGUGCGUAUCAGUACAAAACAUAAUGUUGCAUCUAUAGCACGCAUACGACCAUUGCCUAAUUUUAAUCGUAUGAAAAAAUCGAAGUCAUGCGAAGAAAUGAUCGACGAAAAUGAUGUACAAAAUCAAAAUGAAAAUAACGACCUUAGUGAAGCCAUAUCAUUACAAUUCGAUUCGAAUCCGAUUAAUGAACGAUGGCAUAAUCGUUUUGCAAAAGAAAAUCGACAAAAAUUAAUUUCACAACAACAAGCGAUCGAUCAAAAAGUUAAAUUAACAAAAGCACAAAAGCAAUUGGAAGAAUCAACGAAACGUCAACAAAAUCCAUCACAAGGAAUUUUAAGAAAAUUAUCUUCAAGUUUCAAACGAUCACACAGAAAAUCAGCGCCUACUCCAACUGAUAAUAACGACAAUGAAAAUAGAACUACAACUGAUAAUCAUUCGACUAGUAUUGAACCUCGUAGUUUUCGACUUCAACCAUUUUUUAAUGUAUCACGUGUUGCUUUGACGCGCACGCCUCACCAAGAAUCGUACGCCAAAAUGCAACAAGAAGAUGACGAAGAUUGUGAUAAACCAUAUAUUGCUUACAUAUCAGAUAGACGAACUUCGCAAUAUCAUCAACAAUCAAACAUGUAUAAUAUUGACGAAGAUUUACCUACACCAGAUAAAAAUUUCAAUAAUAUUUGUUCACAUAUGAACCCUACGAAUAAUGAAGAUGGAGAAGAAAUGAUUUUAACUGCAGCAAAGCUGACUCCAUUAAUAAUACCUUCUACGACAUUUGAUGAUAACGCAUACAUAUCAUCAACACCUAUAGGCAAUAUUUCUCGAUGUUAA